CCUAGGUAUAGUUAAUGCGGGGUGGGCCGUGAUCCUGGCUGACUCAGCAUAUUUGGCGUCAUGUCGCGAAUCGUUCGUUCGUUCGUUCGUUCAUGUGGAGUUCGGCGUCUGGAGCUGCAAUCGAUGUAUCACUUUCACUUCGAAAUCUUUUCGUCGUCCGGCGAGUGUUUUAAUUUUGUUGCUUCAUUAACCUGAGAAAUCAAUCUUCAUUAUAAACCCGGUUCCAUACCAGCAUACUAUCCCUUAUAUCGCAAUUGGCGACCACUUAAAGACCGGCUUAAACGAUAACUAUAGCUAUCGGGCUUUACUUGCCCCACGCCCCAGAUAUGUUCAAUCCAAACAAUGCUGCUCCAUGGCAUUACAACCAGAAUCCAAUCGUGAUCGACUCGGAAUCGGACGAAAACGAAGAAGAGGAGGAGGAAGAAGAAGAAGAAGAAGACGAGGCCGAUUCUAUGCAGGUAGAAACCCACAGUCGACAGGCUCCUCGACGCGGAAUGGGAGGCUAUAAUCGUCGAUAUAACGGCGACGUUGGUCCAUCUUUGGAUCGCCUAGGACCCCCGCUGUCAGCCUACCAUACCUCAAUCGAACAAGAAAAGAAAGUCCGCUGUCGACUGCGCGAGGAACGCCACGCGGCUCUUUGCGUCUUGAUGGAUCGCGAAAUACUUACCAUCCAGGCAUUAGCUGCGCAAGAGACCAUUCCUCAAGCCCGUCGACGCUUUCUCGCAAAGCUAAUGGCCCCUGAAGACCCUGAUGUCGCCGCAUCCAUCCGCGCCGACCAAUUCACAAUCCAACGACCUUCCUCUUCUCUCUCCUCCAGUGCUCUUUACCAUAACAUUAAACUUGAGCAUAUGAAUGUUUCAAAAGUUGUCUCCAGGGCUAUCGUUGAUGUUUGUGAGACUGAUGAUACGGGCUGGUACCGCCCCGACGCUGAUACUGGACCUUCGAGCGCGGCGGGGUCACCUGGCCUUUCGUCGCCCGCGUCAGCAUCAAAGGUGAAGGGGAAACUGACCCCCGAUCGGGCGAGGGCUAAUAGGAGAGUUUCCUCAGGGCGACAACAACGAGAUAGAAGGAGGCGAUGGAGUGGCGCGGAAAGACAAGAUCAUGGAGUUUCGUUACAAGGAUUGCCGUCUUGA
Molecule: messenger RNA, 1133 nt
Organism: Aspergillus ochraceoroseus IBT 24754
Lineage: Eukaryota; Fungi; Ascomycota; Eurotiomycetes; Eurotiales; Aspergillaceae
Exons: 3
Coding region: 327-1133 (268 amino acids)
Source: RefSeq, a predicted model, not a curated record